UGUCACUAUGUACACAUGGCAAAUGAUUAUUUCUGCUCUUUAGUUUAUUUAUUAUUACAUAAUCUGAGAAAUAAGACCCUUUCCCACUAAAACUAAACAUGUUGAUAAAAUUCGGAGGAAGCUUUGCCCAUAAUUAGAGCCCACCUUUCAUCUGAUUCCUGUGCCCACGGUCAGCGAGCUGGGCAAACAGCAGUCAGUGUUUAAACGUGGUGGAGAUGCAAGAUAUAAAGGCUGAAGGCAGUGAGCUGAAGACAGAUCAAGAGAGAGGAGCAGAUCCUUCACUCUGAGAAACCAGCCAGCUGAACUCACACCAGGCAGAAUGAAAUCCUUUCUGCUUGCCAUCGCUGCCGUGCAGAUCCUCCACUGCUCAGGAGUGCCACACACCAAGGAAGCUCUGAGAGCCUCAGUAAUAAAGCUGAAUGAAAUCACCGAGAUCCCCAACCUCUGUGGUAUCUCCAGGACAGGAGUGAUAGAUGUUUAUCGCACUGGCAAGUUGACAUACAAUGUGGAUUUAACGUUCUAUGUGACAGAAACCAUCUGCUCAAAAAAUUCUGGAUGGGAGUUUGAUGACUCUGUCUGCUUUUUCCAUCCCAAACAAUAUGCUGAGAGAGGUUUUUGCAGAAGCCACGUGGAAUAUUUUGCUGAUAAAGUGGUUUAUGUUGAUGUGGAGUGUGAUGGGUUGAAGACAGUUGACAGCGAAAGUUACUCAUUAGAAUCAAGUGAAAUCAGUUUUGAGGACGAAUCCAAAUCCAAAGAGACAUCACUGGAUGAAGCAUCAAAUGCAUAUAGCAAGUCAGAAGAAACAUCAUUGCAAGAAUCCUCGAAUGUGAAAAGCAAGGAAACGGAAUCAUCUUCAAAUGAAAGCACUGUGGAUUCAAGAGCUUGGUAUUAAACAUAAAAGUAACUCCUGGGAGCCAAAGCUCAGUGUGAACACAAGAAAACCUCAUUCAGAAUAAAAAAUGCUGUUAUCAACUCUAUAUGUACAUGUAAAAGGAGCACUUGAGGUUCCUGACUCUAAUUUUCUACUGUAACUGCAAGAUACCAUUGAUUGUAGAUGUUUUGUACUUUCAUGUUUUAUUCUCUUGUAUUGUGUUAUCAUUUUGUAUACUGUGGAUCAAAAUGAAGUGUAAAUUUUUGUGGUAUUCUGUACAGCUGUUGUCCAUUCUACUCUGGAUUUAAUAGCCAAUGCCUGCUUAUUAACCUCGGCUUUGUACUGCCACCCUAUUUUCUGACAAGGUUAUCUAUUUCACCACCGAGCAGGUCUAUUGGUUUACUACUGAGCAGAUCAUUGAUCUGGCCAGUUUAGACUUGUUGUAUUGUACUGCAAUUACAUAUUCUUGGCUUUUAGACCAGAAACCCUAUAACUGUAUUGUUUUUGCAGACAUGUAUAGGUAUAUCUUUUUUUUUC
Hypanus sabinus (Atlantic stingray) is the source of this 1408-nucleotide messenger RNA. RefSeq names its product secreted phosphoprotein 24-like. Lineage: Eukaryota; Metazoa; Chordata; Chondrichthyes; Myliobatiformes; Dasyatidae. Gene Ontology annotation, biological process: bone remodeling. Gene Ontology annotation, cellular component: extracellular region. The coding region runs from base 320 to 892 and encodes 190 amino acids. The record is from RefSeq and is a predicted model, not a curated record. The transcript is spliced from 8 exons.